Aspergillus brunneoviolaceus CBS 621.78 is the source of this 450-nucleotide messenger RNA. Its product is annotated as E2 ubiquitin-conjugating protein UBC13. Lineage: Eukaryota; Fungi; Ascomycota; Eurotiomycetes; Eurotiales; Aspergillaceae. Gene Ontology annotation, biological process: DNA damage tolerance; protein K63-linked ubiquitination. The coding region runs from base 1 to 450 and encodes 149 amino acids. Gene Ontology annotation, cellular component: nucleus. The transcript is spliced from 4 exons. The record is from RefSeq and is a predicted model, not a curated record. Gene Ontology annotation, molecular function: ubiquitin conjugating enzyme activity.
AUGGCGUUGCCGAAGAGAAUCAUCAAGGAAACUGAGCGCCUGAUGGCGGAGCCGGUUCCCGGCAUCAACGCUGUCCCGCAUGAAGACAACUUGCGCUACUUCGAUGUCUCGAUCCACGGACCUGCACAGUCGCCGUACGAAGGUGGCAUCUUCCGUCUCGAACUGUUUUUGCCCGAGGACUACCCCAUGACUCCCCCGAAGAUCCGCUUCUUGACGAAGAUCUACCACCCCAACAUCGACCGGCUGGGACGGAUCUGCUUGGACGUGCUCAAGAACAACUGGUCCCCCGCUUUACAAAUCCGCACGAUCCUACUCUCAAUCCAGGCCUUGCUGGGUGCCCCGAACCCCGACGACCCGCUCGCCAACGACGUCGCCCAACGCUGGAAGGAGGAUGAGCCGGCUGCCAUACAGACCGCGAAAGAGUGGACUAGAACCCACGCCAUGACUUAG